Phycodurus eques (leafy seadragon) is the source of this 3569-nucleotide messenger RNA. It is a transcript of the gene npas4a, whose product is annotated as neuronal PAS domain protein 4a. Gene Ontology annotation, biological process: regulation of transcription by RNA polymerase II. The coding region runs from base 122 to 2872 and encodes 916 amino acids. Gene Ontology annotation, molecular function: DNA-binding transcription factor activity, RNA polymerase II-specific; protein dimerization activity; RNA polymerase II transcription regulatory region sequence-specific DNA binding. Lineage: Eukaryota; Metazoa; Chordata; Actinopteri; Syngnathiformes; Syngnathidae. The record is from RefSeq and is a predicted model, not a curated record. The transcript has 8 exons.
CGAGGCGAGCCGAGCCGAACCGAGCGCUGCGAUGAAGCACGUCCAAUAACCGACGAGUGCUCGUGUGCCAAGCGGGAUAUUUUCUUCCCCCCUUUCUUCCCCCCCACCAUCCGUAACAAGUAUGUACCGCUCAACUAAAGGAGCCUCCAAGGCCAGACGGGACCAGAUCAACGCCGAGAUCCGCAACCUGAAGGACCUGUUGCCCAUCUCCGACGCGGACAAAGCCAAGCUAUCCUACCUUCACAUCAUGUCGAUGGCGUGCAUGUACACCAGGAAAUCCGUCUUCUUCUCAUCGCCGGAGGCGGGAAGCGCAUCAGUGGAGCCGAGCGCCCGCUUCCUGUCCAUGCCCGAGCUGUCCGACCUGAUGCAGGCCAUACCGGGCUUCCUCAUGCUGCUCACAGCCGAGGGGAAGCUGCUCUACCUGUCCGACACAGUCUCCGACCACCUGGGCCACUCCAUGGUGGACCUGGUGGCACAGGGAGACAGCGUGUAUGACAUCAUUGAUGCUUCAGAUCAGAUGACUGUCAGAAAUAAUCUGUCCAGCACAGCCUCCCCCGAGAUGGAUCGCCUGUUCCGGUGCCACUUCAACACCUCCAAGUCGGUGCGCAGGCAGAGCGCCGGGAACAAGUUGGUUCUGAUCCGAGCUCGUUGCCUCUCUGCGCCCUCCGCUUCGCCAACCACCAGCGCGACGCCCGGAUCCUACUGGACCUCUAAUCCGGUCUGGGUGUGUUUCUGCUCCCCUUUGGAGAGCCAUCCUGCCCGCUGCGGACCAGAAAGCACAUCUGGUGCUCCUCCUCUGGCCGACACCAACCUGUUCCUGGAAGGGUUUCACUCCCAGCACGGGCGCGACAUGAGGCUGCGCGCUGCACAUGACACUGUGCACUCUUAUCUGGGCUACGACGUGGCCACGUUAUGCUCCUGCUCCUGGUACAGCCUCCUCCACCCGCACGAUCUGUCACACGCCUCCGCUCAGCACCGAAGCCUGCUGCGAGAGGGAGGAGAAGGCCGAGCAGAGAUGGUGGUUCGCCUGCAAGCUCGGGACCAGACGUGGGUUUGGCUCUACAUGGUGCUCCAGCUGCAGCCCGGAGACGUCCCCAUCAGCAGCAGCAACUACGUCAUCAGUGAGUCGGAGGCCUGGUCAGUGCGUCAACAGAUGAGCUCCGAGCAGACUCAGCUCAGCCUAGUCCUGAGCUCCGGCCCCUCCCAGCAGGAAAGUCUCCAGUCCCCCGACACCCUGUCCAGCCCCGACCAGGUGUUCACGCCCAGCAGCAGCGGCCUGUCGGGCCAGUCCUUCGACUUCAGUACGGCGGGCUGUAGCGUGGCCUCCUCCGACGAACGAGCGAGCUCCGCGACAGAGGCCAUGCAGGUGGAGGGGGAGCCUCGCUCCAGCAUCUCGUCCCUGGAGGAGGAGGUCUUUUUCCAGCCGCCUCCGGUGCGCAGCCCCUCGGCGGCGCCCUCUCCGACUCCAGUCACGGUGGAGACGGUGUCCGAUUUGGACUUUUUAACCCAGAACAUUCUCAUGCCACCCUCGUUCGAGCUGGACCCCCCUCUGCCGGCUCUUCCCCUGCCGCUCCCACCCGUGCCCACCUCGCAAACUCAGCAGACCAAAGAGUUUGUGUGCACGCCUCCUUACACCCCCCACAUUGGAGGGGCUAGCUUCCCGUUCGGGGAACCCCUCUUCAGCUUCGACCCCACCGGCACCACCACGCCUCCCCCUUCCGCCACCACGUCCACGGCCACCACCUCCAUGGCCGCUUCGGCUUCCUCCGCGGCCCCGCCCACCACCACCGCCUCCAGCCCCACACCGCCGACCAACCUGUCCACCAAGCUCCCCCUGAGCCUUCCCAACCUGUCCACUGAACUUCUCUUCGCAGUGGAUCCCUGCUGCGGAGCCCUGUACGAGAAACUGCCCCCCACGCCAGACAGCCCGGGGGACGGCGACUGCACGGUGAUGACCCUACCCGAGGUUCGGGGUCCGCUCUACGUUGACGUGCCCUUGGGGCCUCUUCAGUGUCCACCCGAGGGGCUCCUCACCCCCGAGGCGUCCCCUGGAAAACAACCUUGCCUCUCUUUCUUCUCCCUGGAGAGAGAGCGGGAGAAGGAGAGGGCGGAGAUCUCCCUGCUGGCCCAGCACAUCAGCUCCCUGGCCGAGGGGUUCUACCUGGACCCCCUCCUGUCCAAGCUAUCCCCUCCGUCCAUGUCCCCCUUGUCCAACCCUCCGUCUCCCUUCCAACCUCCUGCCGAGAUGCUUCGCGAAUUUUAUCCCAUCAAAGCGUGGCGAGGCCUGGACAUUCCCGUGUUCCUGGAGGACGACACCUCUCUGUUUGAAGAGAGCAUCCUGGACGCCCUCCUCCAAGACGUGCCCCCUCGGUCCCCCUCACCGAUCCCCAACCCGGACCCAUCGAGCCCGGCGUCUCCUCAGACACCAGUGUGCUGGCACCAAGCCUCCCAGUUUGGGGGAGCGGGCCAAUUCUGUAGCGUCCAAUCGGCGCAACCUAACUCGGCGGACGGGUGCGGGGAGACCGACGAGGCCGCAAUGGAGGAGGAGAUGACGGAGGAAGCCAUGGAAAUGGAGGUGGCGUCAUCUCCCAUGACCUCGUGCUCCUCCAUACCGGCUUCUCCUCCGCUCAUCCUCACCGCCUCGCCGGGCCCCACUACUGCUGCCUCUACCACGCCGGUCGUCUCCCCCGCACCCACCGCCUCCUGCGCUCAGUCCCUCCUGGAGGAACUGGCCGUGCUGGAGCCCAUGUUUGGGGCAGGUGCCUCGAUCGCCCCUGGUUUAGGGCAACAACCUGAGUUGUAUCAACUCCAGUGUCAUCCAUCGCCACAGUGCUUCCACAAAGAUGGGAGUGGAAGCAUCCCUCCGUUCUAAAAUAAGUCUGUGACUUACUUCAUCAAGUAUGGCAUAUUGUUAUAUUUUGUGGAGACACACUUUUACUGCAAAGUAAAACAUAUUUAAGUGUAUAAAUAUACAUAAUGUAUAAAGGACUGAUGCCUACAUGUCUCUUCCGAGAACAAAAAAUGGGCUUUCUAUUUUUUGUUCCAUCAUUAAGCUGUAUUCUAUUAAACCUGGUGCAACAUUUAAAACAACAUGGACGCCCGACUGACUGAGUCCUGAGUCCAUGUGUUGUCCCCCGCUUCAGAUGCGCCAUCUGAACCCGUUAAGCGUUGUUUAACUUACAGACAUGCAUUUGUAUUCACUCGUAGUGAAAAAAUAUCUGUUGUGAACGUGGACAAAAACAAACAAAAAAAGCUUUUUUAAUAUAGAGUUGAUUUAUGACUUCUAGCACUUUUUUGCCUGACGCAAACUCAAAACUCAAAAGUUACUCGAGUGUGAUAUUUACACACAUUUUUAAUUGAAAGCACACUCCUAAACUCUACUAAGCUUUUGUAUUCUGAGUUUGCGGCUUGAAAACCUUUAACAUUCCAUAUCUGUCUGUCCAUCUGAACUUACGUUGACCUGUGUGAUGUGCAACAAACAAACAGAAAAAAAAAAGCAUGUAAAGAGAUGCUGGCUUAUGCCACCUAUGCGCUCUUUCGUUGUACUGUAUAUUGUAUUUAGACUCUGA